Molecule: messenger RNA, 1540 nt
Organism: Cotesia glomerata
Lineage: Eukaryota; Metazoa; Arthropoda; Insecta; Hymenoptera; Braconidae
Gene: Pyroxd1
Product: pyridine nucleotide-disulfide oxidoreductase domain-containing protein 1
Exons: 1
Coding region: 1-1410 (469 amino acids)
Molecular function (GO): oxidoreductase activity; flavin adenine dinucleotide binding
Source: RefSeq, a predicted model, not a curated record
AUGGAAGCACCUUUUGUUAUUGUUGGAGGCGGAAUCGCUGGGGUAUCUUGCGCGGAGAGCAUAUCAUUUUUAGCUCCCGAUGAAAAAAUAAUACUGAUAAGUGCGAGUCCGCUUAUUAAAACAAUAACAAAUGUUGAGCCAGUUGGAAUGACUAUGAUGAAGUUUGAUGUCGAAGAAAAAGAGUCCAAGUCUCUGUCUGAAAGAAAUUCAUUAUUAGCAGUAGUUAAUGAUGUUGUGGCGCAAAUAAAUAUUAAUGACAAGACUGUUGAAACAGAAGAGGGAUUAGUAAUAAAGUACAAUAAAUUAUGCCUUUGUAAUGGAGCCAGAGCUCGUAUCAUUAACGAGAACAAUCCGUAUGUUAUUGGUAUCCGUGAUACUGAGUCUGUGGAAAAUUUUUCACGCAAGAUAACAAACGCACGUCGAGUUAUAGUUGUUGGCAAUGGUGGUAUUGCCACAGAGAUUGUUCAUGAGGUAGAAAACGUUGAAGUUAUUUGGAUAAUUAAAGAUAAACAUAUAUCAGCAACUUUUGUAGAUCCAGGAGCUGCGGAAUUUUUCCAUGAUAAAUUGACCAAAGAUAAAUUUUCAACCGAGAAAAGUAAUGUGUGUAAAAGAUUUAAGUACACUAUUACCGACGGUAAAAAUAGAAGUGGACUUGGCGCUGCUUUGGGUCCUAAUUGGCAUGAAUCGUUUGCUCGCAGAGGCUUAGCCGCCGACGCGAUAAAGGUUCAAGUUGAGUAUGAGUCUGAAGUAAAGAGAAUCCUCCGGCCUGACCAAGUUCCAAGUACAUCUGAUGACUGGCCGGUUUAUGUAGAGCUGACUAAUGAAAAAAUAAUCGGAUGUGAUUUCAUUAUAUCAGCAACUGGAGUCACGCCUAAUGUCAACGUCAAGGGCUUAGAAAAUCUUGUGCUUGGUCAAGACGGUGGAUUUUUAGUCGACUGGAAAUUGGAGACCUCUGCUAGUGACGUCUACGCUGCUGGAGAUGUCUGUACAGCUGGAUGGGAUCUUGCAGCACAUUGGUUCCAAAUGCGUCUGUGGACUCAAGCUCAUCAGAUGGGUCGGUAUGCUGCUAAGUCAAUGGUGUCGAGUUAUAAAAAUGAAAGAUUUCUUCAGGAUUUUUGCUUUGAACUCUUCACUCAUGUAACUACUCUUUUUGGCUACAAAGUUGUGCUUCUUGGGCUCUACAAUGGACAAAAACUAGGUAGUGAUUAUGAGAUUUUGCUGAGGAUGACUAAAGGUCUUGAGUAUAUCAAACUUGUAAUGAAGGAUAACAGACUUCAAGGUGCGGUAUUGAUCGGUGAUACUGAUCUGGAAGAAAUGUGUGAAAAUUUAAUUCUUAAUCAAUUAGAUUUGAGUAUUUAUGGCGAGGAUUUAUUAAAUCCAGACAUUGAUAUCGAAGAAUAUUUUGAUUAAGUUUUUUUGGUUUAUUUAAUAAUUAUUUGCGUCGCAACAUUUAUGAAUCAAAACUUCAUCAUUGUACUAUCUAUCAUCAAUUAUAAAUAAUUUAUAAAAUCACAAUUGAAUAGAAUAUAAAAAAUCUUUA